AUGCCUACCUCGUGCACCUUUCAAUUGGAUCGUUUAAAUCCAGUUUAUAAUUCCGGUGAAUAUAUCAAAGGUCGUAUUCUCUUGAAAACGGAUAAAGUGAAACGAGUCAACGCCGUUUACGUUAGCUUGGAAGGCGAGGCCAAGGUACAGUGGUCUAUUAGUGGUAAGGAGACAGCGAAUUAUUUCGGUCAUCAGCAGUAUUUACAUUCGCGAGCCAGUGUUUUCGAUAAUACCGAAUUUUCAGCUGGCACUCAUAUCUAUGUCUUAACGUUGCGUAUACCGCAAGACUGUCCGUCGUCUUGCGCAGGGCCCUACGGCUAUAUAGCCUAUCAUAUGUCUUUAGUUAUUGAUAAGCCGCGCAGUUUCAAUGAGGUUUUCCGUCAACCAAUUACCGUAGUCCAAACACUGGACUUAAAUAUAAAUCCAGAUUAUUCGUUAUCCUUAAAUGAAGAAAGUAUGAAAUACUUGUGCCGUUGGCCUUGCAGUUCAGGUCCUUUAAAUUUUCGCCUCUCUUUGCCUUAUGCCGGUUAUACACCCGGGCAGUAUAUAAAAUUUCAAUUAGAGCUAGACAAUCAGUCGCCUCAUUAUGACGUCUGGGCUGUGGAGGCCUCUUUGAAACAGCAUUUUGUAUUUUUGGCCCGUAAGCCACUUAAACGUAACUAUCAUAGCAAAACUCUCUAUAAAAUGGUAAUUGAAGAGCGGACUUUGCGUUUAUCGAAACGUUUAUACGAAGCUUGUGUUUAUGUUCCCAUUAAUACGCCAAGGUCAACUUUGAAUUUAAAUUAUAUAGUAUUUUUGCACUAUAGCUUACAAGUGAAACUGAAAACUGGUUGUUUUCAUUAUGACGCGGAAAUUUCAUUACCCGUUAUUAUUGGCACAACGCCCAUACGAGAAUUUCUGGCCGAGCAGAGAGCUUUAGAAGGUCAAAGUAAUGCCGCCGAUGGUAAUAGGGCUUGGGGCGCCGAAGUGUGCAGGGGUUUAGUAACAACGCAACCUACACUUAGAUUACAGCAAGAAUUGAAUAAUUUAUUAAAUUAUACCAUAAUAACGCAACGCGACGACUUGAAUAAACUGGAAGAGCAGCGAAAAAAGAAGAAAAAUGAUGAUGAUCCUCCGUCUUAUGAUAGUUGUUUACCGCCUUCAUUUAGUUACGCUACACUGGGUAGUCGUGAUACUUUAGAUUCUACAGAGCCCAUGCCCAAGGGAUCUAAGAGGAGUAGCGUACAUUUACCGCCGUUUCCCAGCUACAAUACCUUUAGCAAUCCUACCGAUUCGUUACUUGAUGCAACAGGGGCUUACCAAGGAUCUUACGGAUCUUUAGGUACAAAUCAAACGGGACGUUCUUUGGAUACUUUGGAGAUCUUAAGCGUUAGAGACGAACCCGACAAUGAUGAAGACGAUAUUCACGAAAUCGAAACUACUCAAGUCCAAAUAGAAAACGUUGCUGAAACGAACGAACCGUCAAUGAACCGUAUGAGCUAAGAUUUAUCGCUAAGAGCUUAAAGAUACGAACCAAAGAGUUUAACUAAACAAGUAUAUUUUUAUAAGAGCUUAAGCACACGAGCCUUAGUUCGAUAUUCCUUAAUAAUCUUAAGUAUAAAAAAGCUUUGCUGAUAUAAAAAAAAAAACAUU
Molecule: messenger RNA, 1632 nt
Organism: Glossina fuscipes
Lineage: Eukaryota; Metazoa; Arthropoda; Insecta; Diptera; Glossinidae
Product: arrestin domain-containing protein 3-like
Exons: 4
Coding region: 1-1482 (493 amino acids)
Biological process (GO): protein transport
Cellular component (GO): cytoplasm
Source: RefSeq, a predicted model, not a curated record